AUGGCUACUGCGGCUCUCAAGAUGGCUGCCAUAUGCAUGCUGCUCCUGACCACUAUGGGCCAGCUGAUGGCAGCUGCUAGUGCGUCGGCGCCGCUGGUGCAGGCGGACGCCGCGCCUACCGCUCGCCGGCUGCUCUCGGCGGACCAUGAGCGCUCAGCCUCCGAGAAGACGGGCCCCUGCCCCUGCUUGCCGCCACCAAUGUUUUCACCAGUGUGCUGCAGGGGUUUGCAGAAGGCGGGAGACUGCCCCUGCACCCCAUGGACACCACACUGCUGCUCCGGUUUGCAGAAGGCGGGAGACUGCCCCUGCACCCCAUGGACUAUGUGGUGUUGCUCCGGUUUGCAGAAGACGGCGGAGAACUGCCCCUGUCACCCCGUGACUCCGUGGUGUUGCUUUGGCGCCGGCAGCGCUGCCACAAUCUGA
This is a messenger RNA of Miscanthus lutarioriparius, 423 nucleotides long. Lineage: Eukaryota; Viridiplantae; Streptophyta; Magnoliopsida; Poales; Poaceae. The record is from the annotation of a GenBank genome assembly.